Molecule: messenger RNA, 786 nt
Organism: Serendipita indica DSM 11827
Lineage: Eukaryota; Fungi; Basidiomycota; Agaricomycetes; Sebacinales; Serendipitaceae
Source: the annotation of a GenBank genome assembly
AUGAGCAAGAAGCGUGCUUCACCUGGUGAUGAUGCAGCAAAAACCCAGGACCUCACUCCCGAACUCGAGGCGCUACUGGAUGGGCUGGAAAAAGAGCACGAACGUCUGAUUCUUGCAGACGAGUUUGCCAGCAUAUACAAGCAUGAACCAUUUUACCAAAAACGCCGCGAGGCGGUGAGAAAAGUACCCGAUUUCUGGCUCCGAACGCUCCAGAACGAUACCAGCUUCGUGACGCUAUAUGGAAACCACCGCGAGGACCUCGAGGCGCUCAAGUAUCUCGAGGAUAUGAACGUUGUUCGACACAAGCCCGACCCACGUGCAUUCACCUUGGAAAUGUACUUCAAGGAAAAUCCGUACUUUACUGACAAGGUUCUGAAGAAGGAAUACAAGCUGAAGAAUGCACCGUCGGGAGAGCAGGUUGAUGGAAUAUACGACAGCAUGCUCAACUUCAACCCCGACACUGACCUUGUCGCGUCCACGACGAAGAUUAACUGGAGAAACGACAAGGUCAACCUUUGCAAAAUGUUCCCUCGCCCAACGGAUGAGGACGAGUUGAUGGACGAAGUGCCCGAUAUGGGCACCUUUUUCAAUUUCUUUGAGCAAGCCGUCGACGAGAGUGACCUCGGUCCACACCUUGCUGCAAACGUAUUCAGCAACCCCAUCCCAUUAUUCAGGGGCGAGAUUGAUGACGACGAAGAGCUCGAGGAGGAAUCGUCCGAGGAUGAGGACAGCGAUGCGGAAGAAAUCGAUCUAGAGCGACCCAAAAAGCGUGCGAAGCGUGGAUAG